Molecule: messenger RNA, 3225 nt
Organism: Larimichthys crocea (large yellow croaker)
Lineage: Eukaryota; Metazoa; Chordata; Actinopteri; Sciaenidae
Gene: heca
Product: hdc homolog, cell cycle regulator
Exons: 5
Coding region: 403-2064 (553 amino acids)
Source: RefSeq, a predicted model, not a curated record
CAAGAUCAACCUCGUUGUUAAAAUAAGUGAAUGUGUGUUUUCCCACAGGACGUGAACGCCUCACAAAUCGUCGAAGGCCAAUGCGGGGGGCGGGGCCCUGUGACGUCAGGGGGUGGAAGAAAACAGCGGAGCAGGAAUCAAAACAAGAGACGGACCCGCCUUCGUUUCUUUAAAGGUUACAGCAGCUUAUUCUUUAAAACUGCUGCACACACACACACACACACAAUACCUGUCGACCACGAGGAGAACCAAAAACAAACCAAGCAGCAACACAAAGAGAACAAACACUUGCAACAACACAAAACACUGGCGACCAACCAUGGAGUCCACAGAAAUGUCAGAUGACAGCAGCCGCUGAUAGAGGUCGAAAAAUUAACACUCUUGACAUCCGAAUCCUGUAAAAUGCCCAACCAGAAGAACAACAAGGGAAAGAAAAGCAAACGCACCAACAGCAGCGGAGAUGAGCAGGAAAAUGGAGCCUGCGCGGCCGCAACAGGAGGCGCGGCCGCGGCGGCGGCUGCACCCAGGAGCGAGCGCUCGAGUGAGGGCCAGUGUGCGACCCCUCUUGGCUGCAGCUUGGGCCGUCCCAUCGACCUGGAGAAGGACGACUACCAGCGGGUUCUCUGCAACAACGAGCUCUGCCCUUACGGCAACUGGAUGCAUCUGCAGUGUUUCUACGAGUGGGAGAGCUCCAUCCUCGUCCAGUUCAACUGCAUCGGUCGAGCACGAUCCUGGAACGAGAAGCAGUGCCGGCAGAACAUGUGGACCAAGAAGGGCUACGAUCUGGCCUUCAGGUUCUGCUCCUGCCGCUGCGGUCAGGGCCAUCUAAAGAAAGACACCGACUGGUAUCAGGUGAAGCGUAUGCAGGAUGAGCGCAAGAAGAAGCCGUCUGAGAGGAGCACGGGCAGGAAUGGGGCCAGCGGAGGUGCUGCAGGGCCCGUGGACGGGCUUUUUGAGGAGGCCAAGAAAAGCAAGCUACCAGGAGGAGCUGUAGGAGGAGGUAAACUGUCCCACAGAGCCUCUAGUCAGGAGUUACCUCGGAGACAAUCAGUGGACCGGCAGAACUCUUCAGAGAGAGGAGCAGCAGCAGGAGGACCCUUUUGUCUGGGACCUCCUCAGAAGUCUCCAUGUGACUCACCGGGGCAGUCUCCCCCAGCUGGUUUCCCUUUCUCCCCCACUGCUGUCCUCGGAUCAGGAGGCGGAGGAGCAGGUUUACGAGGUUCCCGUCCUCUGGGAGAGUUCCUCAAAUCAGCCGUCCACAUGGACCCGCAGAGGAAACACCUCCUGGUCGGGGGAGCUCUCGGUCGGGGAGGCGGCUGCUCGAUGGGAGCCUCCGGCGGUGGAGCUCACCUCGACCCAGGGUCUGUUCUACCCCUGCCGCUGUCCUUCGCCCUCCCGCUCCACCACCGGCUCACCUCUAGCAGCGUGGGUGACGGCACCCACUCUCAUCCAGUGCAGUUCCUGAGGAGGCUGGACCUCUCAGAGCUCCUCACCCACGUCCCUCGACACAAACUGAACACCUACCACGUCCGCAUGGAGGACGAUGCCCAGGCAGGCCAGGGAGAAGAGCUGCGCAGGUUUAUCCUGUCGGCCCUCAGUGCGAGCCAGAGAAACGUAGUCAACUGUGCGCUGUGCCACAGAGCGCUGCCUGUGUUUGAACAGUUUCCUUUGGUGGACGGGACUCUGUUUCUCAGCCCUUCACGCCACGACGAGAUUGAGUAUGACGUCCCCUGCCACCUUCAAGGCAGGUUAAUGCACCUCUACGCCAUCUGCGUGGACUGUUUAGAAGGCGUCCACAAGAUUGUCUGCAUCAAGUGCAAGUCACGCUGGGACGGGAGCUGGCACCAACUGGGCACCAUGUACACCUACGAUAUACUGGCUGCUUCACCAUGUUGCCAGGCUCGACUCAACUGUAAACACUGCGGGAAGCCGGUGGUGGACGUUCGAGUCGGGAUGCAGUAUUUCUCCGAGUACAGCAACGUCCAGCAGUGCCCUCACUGUGGCAACCUGGACUAUCACUUUGUUAAACCUUUCUCCUCCUAUAAAGUACUCGAGGCUUAUUGACAAAUGCUGUUCUUGCAUGCUAGUUAAGCUGCUUUUGUUCCUUUUUUUUUUUUUCUAACACAAUCUAGAAAAGAUUUUAUUUUUUUGGGCCUUAAGGUGUUUUUGUUUUUGAGUUCUCUUUUUAUGUAUAGGAAAAGUAUGACUCUAGUUUAAAAACACACACACAAAAAAAAAAAAAGUUCCAAGACAGUAUCUCUACUGUUGAGAGAAAGGUGUUGAUAAAAGUGUGGAACUGACCCUUCAAGUCAAGCAAACACAUUUAUCUGUGACAAGUGAAUGUAUAUCUGUACGCCAAAAUUUGCUUUUAUUUUUGUUUUUUACCAAAAACAUAAAGAUAAAUCUCAAAUAAAGCAGAGAAAGAUACACACUGGUGUUGGUUUGAUAUCUUCAUGUCAUCAAGUGGUUCACACACCUUCAGCUGAUCAUCCUUUACCUGAAAAAGUUCCUGUGAAUUGUCAGAGUCAAAAAAGCGUUGUAUUCCCUUCCCAUUCCAUUUCCCCCCUGAAAACAACUUAUUCACGUGGUACAACACUAUAUUUUCACUCUAUACUCCAUAAUUUUCUCCAUAAAAUCAGUGAAAUAGUUGUAGUGGUGUGUGAUUUAGUGCCCUAAAAGUGUUACGUACUUCUCGUGGAUGAUCGUACCCGGAUCACGAAGUUACAUAGUGUGAGAACAGAUGUGCAGUUCGCAGAGUGAAUUCACCUGAUUAUAAGUCAUUGUAUUGUUAUUUUAUGGUAGAAAAGUUACAUAAUGUUGCUUUAAUUCAUCACCUAUUUGUAUUUUGAAGCUAAGGAGCAUUUUGGGGACAAACAGUGGAGAGAUGAUAAGAAACGAGGGAGAGAAAAAUGCAACCAACUUGAUGCAGGAACGUUGUAGCUCUUGGUCGCUGCCUUACUUUCACUGCCACUGUGUUACCGAAAGACUGGAUUUUAUUUGACAAGAACGUGUCACGAUUCACAACAUCCCUCCUUGGUUGUUCCUGCUCUUCCUUUCUUCCAUUUUUUCCACUGUUAAAAGGAUUUCUUUUUUACUUUUUCCUGAUCUGAAUUGAGUGUCUGAGAAUAGAGGGUGUUGUAUGUCGUACAGAUUGAGGCAAAUUCAUGAUUUUAUAUCCACAUUUAUGGUGAAAAUGACUUGACAGGUCCCAUUUAAAAAAAAAAA